Molecule: messenger RNA, 1167 nt
Organism: Rotaria socialis
Lineage: Eukaryota; Metazoa; Rotifera; Eurotatoria; Philodinida; Philodinidae
Source: the annotation of a GenBank genome assembly
AUGGUACGUAGUCGCAGUGAGACCAAUCUAAAUCGCAUAUUCAUCGAUUUAUGCACGAGCCCACAAGCACGCAGGAAAUAUAAGCAUGAACGAAACGAUCAACAACAGCAUCAUUCACCUUUGCCAACGUUAAAACCGAUUAAAUCCAAUUCUUGUUCAAAUAUAAAAGAACUUCAGCCUAAUUCAAUAGCUUCACCCUCGUCAUCAUCAUCUGAGAGCGUUCAAGACGAACAAAACGAUGUAUUACAUAGAACAACUAUUGAACCAACAUCAAUUGCACAACAACAAGAAAUUGUUGAACCUCAAGGAUCAACAACUACGUUGUUAGUACCAAUGCAAUCAACAGGUUUUUCUAUCCAAACAACUACUCGUCACUCAUCACCAUUGUUCGAAACAUCAACAAUAAGGAAUCAUACAUUUGCAAGUUUACCUGGCGAAGAAACAUUACCCGAAGCAAGUAAAAUUCAGCCUACUUAUCAACGAUCACCAUCUGAUGAAAUAGUAUCAUUACCAUACAAUGGAAACAUAUCAUCGAAAGACAAUACGUAUGCAAAUAACGCUCACAAUUUUGUACCAAUAAUUUCUCGACAGAGAACAAAUGAUUCAGCAAUCGAUACGCUGUCAGCGACAUCAACCUUAAUUUCAUAUAACGAUGAUAAAAAACGCAAUAAACCUCGAAAAGCACACUCAUUCAUGAGUUCAUUUCGACGUACAAUAUUUCACCGACGCAAGAAAAAUAGCAAUGAUGAGCAAAAUGAUUACGAUGGAGCUUCGUCGUUAAACAGUACAAUACAUAGUGAUGCUAUGCCACAUAGCCUAUCGGCAGAACCAUGUGUAUCCUUAAGUCCGGCAAGUCCACCAAACUUUCAUCGAGGUCAUUCAAUAACUCGAUCGUUUAGAAAUAUGUUUCGAUCAAAAGGAAAUAAGAAAACAUUAGAUACAAGUAAUGUUACUAUUGAUCAUCACGAUUCAGUUUCAACGUCGACACCAACACCGAAAAAACGUUCAUUUUUUCACCCAUUUAAAUCAGAAAAAAAACGACGAACUAACGGAUCAGCUAAUUCAUUAACAAGUGACGAUUGUACGAGGUCAGCUUCUGCUCGAAAUACUCCUGUUCGCGCUAAUGUGGGUCGUCCGGUGACAAUGACAAAAACGCUUGUACGAUGA